Messenger RNA from Camelina sativa (false flax), 1065 nucleotides. RefSeq lists its product as uncharacterized. The record is from RefSeq and is a predicted model, not a curated record. Lineage: Eukaryota; Viridiplantae; Streptophyta; Magnoliopsida; Brassicales; Brassicaceae.
UUCCUCCAUCCACUCUAACUUAACAUGGACUCUAUCAAACUCUCAUCUCUCUCUCUCUACCUCUUUCUCAUUUUCAUUAUCUGUUUUCCCCAACAUUCCCUCUCAUGCGGCUCUUGCAACCCCCAGAAGGGCGGAAAGCCCUCCGUUAAACCCCCAGUACACGUUCCAAAGCUACCAGUUCCUCCAGUAACCGUCCCAAAGCUACCCGUUCCUCCGGUGUCAGGGCUACCCAUUCCUCCGGUGUCAGGGCUACCUGUUCCUCCUGUGACCGUCCCAAAGCUACCUGUCCCAAAAAUACCGGUUCCCCCUAUAACUGUCCCUUCGCUACCCCCCAAGCUACCUGUCCCAAAGCUGCCCGUUCCUCCGGUGUCAGGGCUACCCAUUCCUCCUGUUUCAGGGCUACCCAUUCCUCCGGUGUCAGGGCUACCCAUUCCUCCUGUUUCAGGGCUACCCAUUCCUCCGGUGGUAGGCCCCAAGCUGCCACUGCCACCUUUGCCAAUUGUUGGUCCCAUUCUCCCACCCGGGACAAAGCCACCGGCCCCAGGAGGCGGGGAUUGUCCUCCACCCCCAAAGAGUGGGAAGGCGACAUGUCCAAUAAACACUCUAAAGUUGGGUGCCUGCGUUGAGUUAUUGGGUGGUUUAGUAAAGAUAGGGCUUGGGGAUCCAACUGUUAACAAAUGCUGUCCGUUACUUAAAGGCCUGGUUGAAGUGGAAGCUGCCGCUUGUCUCUGCACUACUCUUAAGAUCAAUGCUCUUGACCUCAAACUCUACGUCCCUGUUGCUCUUCAGAUUCUUCUUACCUGUGGCAAAAAUCCACCUCCAGGCUACACUUGUUCCAUAUGAUAAAGCUCACUUCACUUGAAGGAUAGUUUGGAGAAAGAAGUGAGAAGAGAAAAGCAGAGCUACAAUAUUUCCUUUGUUGGUUUAUCAAAUCAUAUCAUAUCCCGUUGAUUCUUUCCUCUAUAUAUCGUUCCCUCUGCUUGUAUCAACAAUUAAUGUGUGUGUUUCUAGACAAAUGAUUCUUCUCUAUCUAUUAAAUGAUUUGAAAUAUUUUUUAUUUAUUUA